AUGCAGGUGCCGAACAGACCAAUUGGAGCUUUCGGAUACUCCGUGCGUAAUUACGCACCGCCAUCGCUGUACCCGCAGUACCAGGGGAGCCAGUGCCCGUUGACAACGAAGCCUCCCAGUGGGAAAUCGUUCACCAUCGAUGCUUUGCUUGCCAAGCCGGAGCGCGCAUCCAGCUGCCGGGCGAGUCCGACUCCGUGCGGAGAGAAAUACCAACCAGGAGUCCCGGUUCUGCCUCUCACGGGACACGCGGGCUUACCGAUGGCAGCAGCACCUUACGGCUACUCUCAAAACAUGUUGCACUCUGCGCUCCACGCGCAACCGGGAUACUCAGUCUACUGCUGCCCGCCGUUCACGUACCAAUCCUCGUGUCGUGGAGCAUUUUACGCACACGCUGCAAUGUCCAAAGUGAGCGCAGGGCUGCAUUCCUUCAAAACUAAAGGUGGCAAGUCGAAACGGAUGCGCACCAGCUUCACGAGCGAGCAGCUCUCCCGGCUGGAGAAGGAGUUCGCGCGGCAGCAGUACAUGGUGGGAUCCGAGCGGUUCCUGCUGGCCUCCGCCCUCCAGCUCACAGAAGCUCAGGUCAAAGUCUGGUUCCAGAACCGACGCAUCAAGUGGCGCAAACAGAGUCUGGAGCAGCAGCAGGCCAAGCUGGCCAAGCUGGGCCUGGCCGUCCCGCUAAAAAGUCCCGGAUCUCAAGGCCACGGGGACGAAGGAGAUGAGGACGAGGAGUUCUCCGACCUGGACGUGGACAUCGACGGGUCCGAUGACUCGACUGACCACUGUUGA
Molecule: messenger RNA, 786 nt
Organism: Pseudoliparis swirei
Lineage: Eukaryota; Metazoa; Chordata; Actinopteri; Perciformes; Liparidae
Gene: noto
Product: notochord homeobox
Exons: 3
Coding region: 1-786 (261 amino acids)
Biological process (GO): regulation of DNA-templated transcription; neuron differentiation; central nervous system development
Molecular function (GO): DNA-binding transcription factor activity, RNA polymerase II-specific; DNA binding
Source: RefSeq, a predicted model, not a curated record